Messenger RNA from Dreissena polymorpha, 2142 nucleotides. Its product is annotated as transient receptor potential cation channel subfamily M member 1-like. The record is from RefSeq and is a predicted model, not a curated record. The transcript is spliced from 2 exons. NCBI's taxonomy places the organism in Eukaryota, Metazoa, Mollusca, Bivalvia, Myida, Dreissenidae. Gene Ontology annotation, molecular function: ligand-gated calcium channel activity. Bases 117 to 1496 code for a protein of 459 amino acids. Gene Ontology annotation, cellular component: membrane. Gene Ontology annotation, biological process: calcium ion transmembrane transport.
UUGUCAAAGCAACCAUAUACAACAGAAAUAAAUGGCAAGAAUAUGAUUAUCACCUUAAGAAAUAUACAAAGAGAGCAAUUACCAAACUCAACCUAUGCUAUAAAGUUAAACCCGCAAUGGCAAAGUUAAUGCUUGUCAGAAAAAGAGAUGACUUUGGUGGAUCUUCGAUUUUGCAAAUCGCAAAAACCAAUAAAGAAUUUAUAGAACAACCCGCUUGUCAAGAUACAAUCAAUGACAUUUGGAUGGGUUCAAUAGAAUUAGAACGAAACCCGAAGUGGAAAAUCGGACUUUGCCUUAUUCUUCCAAUAUUUGCAAGCAUUCUGUUGAGGUUCAAGGAAGACAAGGCCCACAAAAUAAGAAAUAUACAUUUUUUAAAGGCUAUGGCUGAAAAACUGUAUUAUUUUUUAAACAGCCCGAUCGUCAAAUUUCUGUACAGCACAUUGUCCUUUAUUGCAUUUGUUUUAAUGUUUGCAUUAGACAUCUUGUUCAAUGUCUUUGACAAUUAUACAUUUGGAGAUCUUUGGUUGAUGGUAUGGGUCGCAAACAUUUUGACGGAAGAAAUAAAACUGUUUAUUGACAGGGCAGUGUGUUUUCGAGAUCCAUUGACAUGGAUGGAUAUUACUGCCAUUGCAACGUUUAUCUGCGGCAAAUCUUUGCAGUUGACUGGCUUUCUCGAUGAAGGAAGAAUACUGUUUGCAAUCUCAUUUAUGACGUUUACUCUAAGGUUUUUGAACGUGUUUUCAGUGCUGGAAAAUAUUGGACCACUAUUGGUAAUAAUUGGACGGAUGUUCAAAGACUUGACAAGGUUACUCCUCAUACUUUCAGUUGUAUACUUAUCGUUUGCGGUAACCAUACAGACAGUUCUCUACCCUGUUUUGACAUUAAAUUGGCUUUCUAUAAGUGCUCUUAUUACACGUCAUUAUUGGAACAUUUUUGGCGACUUUUCCAAAACACUGGAGGAACUACAAGGAGAAAGAGACUGUGUCGAUGGACAACAAGGUGACGAAAACGGAAGAUUGACAACAUGUCCGACAGUUACAGGAACGUACAUUGCACCGCUCUUAUUGGCCGCGUUUUUGCUAGUUGUACAGAUAUUGCUUCUGAAUCUUUUAAUUGCAAUGUUUAGCAACAGUUUUGAUGUGAUUCAUCGUGACGCUGAAAGACACUGGUGUUUUCUAAGAUUCAAAUUAAUGAUUGUUUAUUCUUGUUUGCCCAUUAUUCCACCACCAUUUUCAUUAAUUCUGAACAUAUAUACAAUUGUUGUGUGUUUAGUUCGACGAUGUCAAGGCAAAGGGUCUUCACAAAUAAUAUGUAAGACUUUAACUGACAAAGAAAACCACAAGCUACAUUUGUGGGAAAGAAAUCAUACAAGCAAUACAGAAACUGAUAACGAAAUCUCAGACUCUGGCUCAAAUUAUUCAAAAGAAUCUGAUCACCGUUUCAUACGUUUUAAUGUUCAUAAAUCUAAGAACAUUAGAAAGAAUCUCGAAAAAUAACACCAAUUAAACAGUGCGUGUAUACGUGUAUGUGUGCUUUAAAGUGUAUGAGGUUCUUUAGGCGCCUGAGGCUGCAUUAUGAGAGGACCCGGACUGUAUCCAAGCAAAUCAAUUUAUUAGACUCCCAAAAGGUGGGAGUAAUCUAGAAUUAUAUGUAUUUCGUUUAUAAUGAAAGACAUUCAUUUGUGUUCGGUAGUGUGAUGUUUGGUAAUCUCACAUCCGCAGGUAUCAGGAAUUGAACCCAUCACAAUAAAAGGGACAGAAUUUAAAAUGCCUUAGCCGAUUUUUGCCAUUUAUCAAACUCGGUGGUCGAUAUAACAUGGGAUUGAUUCUAAAAUUGAGAUAUGAUCUUGGAAAGACUAUAGGGCACGCAUUAACAUGCCUUCAAAACAUGACGAUUUACCAUUACCUGUUGAUUUCAUAUAUUCGUUUAAUCUUUGUUAGUUCGAAGUUGGAAAAAUGCCCAUACUACUAAAUAGAAAUGCAUGAAAUGCAUUCAAUGUUAAAAACAAUGUGAAGACAAACUUCAGCGUUCGUCGUAAAAAUGCAUUUUACCUUCAACAUCUUAAACAUGUAUGAUUUGUUAGUCAUGAACCAUAUAUCGCAUAUACUUGAACAGUCUUUGUGCUAAAUGACUAAAACAACU